Molecule: messenger RNA, 1367 nt
Organism: Capsicum annuum
Lineage: Eukaryota; Viridiplantae; Streptophyta; Magnoliopsida; Solanales; Solanaceae
Product: protein LIGHT-DEPENDENT SHORT HYPOCOTYLS 4
Exons: 1
Coding region: 612-1199 (195 amino acids)
Biological process (GO): mRNA transcription; response to light stimulus
Cellular component (GO): nucleus
Source: RefSeq, a predicted model, not a curated record
GAUUAAUUUCCUCAAAAACCCUAUUCACCCCCUUUUUCUGCUCUCUCUCUCUCUCCUCUUUCAUUCAACUAUAAUGAAAAGCACAUCAAGAAAUAGAUUGGGGGGGGGGGGGGGGGGGGGUUAGUUUGCUUCCCCUCUUUUGAGAAAAAACCAAUCUUACAUCAUUUCGAGAAUACAAAGGUACCAAAUCAACCAACAGGACACUCUUCUAAGAUUUUCUACUAUUGCUCAAACAAGGUAACUCCAAGAAAACCAUACAACAGAAAUGAACUAAAUGAAAGAGAGAGAGAAAGAAAAAGGAAUCCUUACCCUUACUCUCCCAUCAAUCCCUUCAUUAAACUCUUCUUCUUUUUGCCUCUCUAGGACAAAUAUGGAAAUCUUUUGAUAUUUCAAUCAACAAACUAAACAUCAACUUUGUCCCAUCUUAAUUAAUUUCCUCUUAUAUCCACCCAACAUGUCCCUUCACUUAUUAUAACCCCUAAAAAGAUCUCAAACAACAAGGCAUUAACAGAAAAAGUAGAAGAAGAUGAACAGUUACAACAUCAAGAAGUGACGGAUUAUAAGAUUCAAGAAGAGAAAAACGUAAGAUCGCUUAAAGAGCUGAAAUAUUAAUGGAUUCCUUCCCAGAAGUUGAGAGUUCCAAUCAUUUGGCAAAUAUCAAUAACUCUAACAACAGUCACCUGACCAAUAGCAGAAACAUCAACAUCAACAACAAUAAUAUUACAUCGUCAUCGUCUUCAAGCCGAUACGAGAACCAGAAACGCCGUGAUUGGAACACUUUUGGCCAGUACCUCAAGAACCAUAGGCCCCCACUCUCUCUCUCCCGCUGUAGCGGCGCUCACGUCCUUGAAUUCCUCCGUUACCUCGAUCAAUUUGGUAAGACCAAAAUUCACACCGCAAUAUGUCCAUUUUACGGUCAUCCAAAUCCUCCAGCACCUUGUCCCUGUCCACUUCGUCAAGCUUGGGGAAGCCUUGAUGCACUCAUCGGUCGUCUUAGAGCUGCUUAUGAAGAGAAUGGAGGAAAGCCUGAAAUGAAUCCUUUUGGUGCUCGUGCUGUUAGGCUUUACCUUCGUGAAGUUCGCGAUUUGCAGUCAAAAGCAAGAGGAGUUAGCUAUGAGAAGAAGAAACGGAAACGCCCUCCGCCACCACCGCAACAGUUUACUGCUCUGCCGCCGCCAUCAACAUCAGGUGAAGCUUAAAAUGACUAAAAUAUAUGCAACAUUACUCAUGGAUUUUAGUUUAAAAGUUCAUGUUUUCUAGCAAUUAGUAUAAGUUGUUUUGAGGAUCUAUAUGUUCUUAAUUAUGUCACUACGUAGGUUUUGGUUAUUAAUCGUGAAUAUUUAUAUAUUGUACUGUCAGUUUUUUCU